AUGUACAGUACCACCCCUGUCACAUGCUCCCUCUGCUCCAAUGCACUGUCACAUGCUCCCUCUGCUCCAAUGCACUUGCACUGUCACAUAGUCCGCGUGUAUUUAACUGGAGGUUCUGCCCUCCCCUGUCCUCUUCAUGCUCCUUCUGUGCUGCAUGGACUCACGUGCUGCAUGGACUCACGUGCUGCAUGGACUCACGUGCUGCAUGGACUCACGUGCUGCAUGGACUCACGUGCUGCAUGGACUCACGUGCUGCAUGGACUCACGUGCUGCAUGGACUCACGUGCUGCAUGGACUCACGUGCUGCAUGGACUCACGUGCUGCAUGGACUCACGUGCUGCAUGGACUCACGUGCUGCAUGGACUCACGUGCUGCAUGGACUCACGUGCUGCAUGGACUCACGUGCUGCAUGGACUCACGUGCUGCAUGGACUCACGUGCUGCAUGGACUCACGUGCUGCAUGGACUCACGUGCUGCAUGGACUCACGUGCUGCAUGGACUCACGUGCUGCAUGGACUCACGUGCUGCAUGGACUCACGUGCUGCAUGGACUCACGUGCUGCAUGGACUCACGUGCUGCAUGGACUCACGUGCUGCAUGGACUCACGUGCUGCAUGGACUCACGUGCUGCAUGGACUCACGUGCUGCAUGGACUCACGUGCUGCAUGGACUCACGUGCUGCAUGGACUCACGUGCUGCAUGGACUCACGUGCUGCAUGGACUCACGUGCUGCAUGGACUCACGUGCUGCCAAAUCUCCCCUUGCCUUCGACUUCCUGUUACUGCCCUCCCCUGCCCUCUUCAUGCCCUCCCCUGCCCUCUUCAUGCCCUCCCCUGCCCUCUUCAUGCCCUCCCCUGCCCUCUUCAUGCCCUCCCCUGCCCUCUUCAUGCCCUCCCCUGCCCUCUUCAUGCCCUCCCCUCCCCUCCUGCCGCACUGUCCUCCCCUCCCCUUCCCUACCCUCAAGGCACACCACCCACCGCGAUCAUCUUGGGGAGGGGCGGAGCAGGGACUGCCGUUCGCUUGGUGA
Messenger RNA from Closterium sp. NIES-65, 1026 nucleotides. Lineage: Eukaryota; Viridiplantae; Streptophyta; Zygnematophyceae; Desmidiales; Closteriaceae. The record is from the annotation of a GenBank genome assembly.